GCUUUGAGGGGGAAAGUCAAGCCAAGAAGAAUCAGGGAUAACCACACAGGAUAUUUCACGCUACCGUCCAGACUCAAUCUCCUGAGAUCAUGGCAGACUAUGAGCUGGUUUUGAAGCACUGGGGUCCAGUGGAAGCUGAUUACUCUGCUCACGGGAACCUGGUUCUGACCCGUUUAUUCACAGAGCACCCAGACACCCAGAAGCUUUUCCCCAAGUUUGGCGGUAUUGCUUUGGGGGACAUGCCUGGUAACGCGGCCAUCUCUGCCCACGGAGCCACCGUGUUGAAGAAACUUGGCGAGCUGCUGAAGGCCAAAGGCAACCACGCUUCCAUCCUCAAGCCGCUUUCCACCAGCCACGCAACUAAGCAUAAGAUCCCUCUCAAUAACUUCAAGCUGAUCACUGAGGUGAUUGCUAACGUCAUGGCGGAGAAGGCUGGACUCGAUGCUGCCGGGCAGCAGGCCCUGAGAAACGUGAUGACCACUGUGAUCGCUGACAUCGACGUCACCUACAAAGAGCUGAACUUCAGCGGCUGAAGUCACACCGGGAUUAUACGCGCCUUUACUUUUAAUGAAAAGCCCCCUUUGCAUUCUGUUUGUGAAGUAGUCAUGGCACAAAAACUAGUAGUGUUGCUUCCAAAGAACACUUUAAUCAUCAUAAAAUUUCCGUUGUAACCUUUAACUAGAUUGAAUUGUGUAUAUUUUAGAUUUAGUCGAUUCUUAACCCAGAUUUUUUGAGGUGUAGCUUUAAUCUGCUGUAAAAGAUCAUCUAAAUCCACCAAUAAAUCUCUGACGCUCUUUCUGCUCAUUACUUUUGGUCACAUCCCAAUUUUUUUUCAUUUGCUGACAUGCUGA
Menidia menidia (Atlantic silverside) is the source of this 851-nucleotide messenger RNA. NCBI's taxonomy places the organism in Eukaryota, Metazoa, Chordata, Actinopteri, Atheriniformes, Atherinopsidae. The record is from the annotation of a GenBank genome assembly.